Molecule: messenger RNA, 875 nt
Organism: Colossoma macropomum (tambaqui)
Lineage: Eukaryota; Metazoa; Chordata; Actinopteri; Characiformes; Serrasalmidae
Molecular function (GO): GTP binding
Source: RefSeq, a predicted model, not a curated record
GGAAGAGGCAGGAAGAGAUACACGAGAUGGAAGGAAGAGUGGAGGAAAAAAUAGAGAGAGCAGAGGAUGAGAGGACACCAGAUAGAGAAGAACUUACACAAAGUACAGAAGACAAACUCCACACAGAAUCAGUAUUAACAAAUAGCAUGGGGGAUGAUGGAGGUCCAAGCAAAGAAAUCAAACUGGAAACCAUAAGGAGGGGAAAGAAUAUGGAUAUGAUAUCACUGGCUGAAAUAACACGGACUGAAGAUGAUGAAGAGGAAAAACAACAAGAGAUAGAGGCGGCCAGAAAAGUGCAGCAGGGAUCAGUUGAGCGUUUACAGGAGAGAAAGACAUACAUGGAAGCCAAGUCCAUACAAGAAGAUCUCAAGAGUCAGGAAGAGAGUCAGAAGAAAUGUGAAGAGAAAGGAGCAGUGGGAGGAACGUUACCUGAUUCAGAUUUGAGGAUUGUGCUUCUGGGCUCUGCUGGAGCCGGAAAAAGUGCAUCAGGAAACACCAUCCUGGGCAGAGAAGCAUUUGCAAAGAACUUCCCCAAUAAUACUACAAACUGCAAGAGGGAGGAUGGAAUGGUCAGAGAUAAAACCAUAUCUGUGAUUGACACCAAGGGAAUCUCACACCGGGCUGAUCUUUCAUUGUACUGCGAGCUGUUUGAAGAGUGUCUCUCUGCAUCUGCCCCUGGUCCUCAUGUCUUCCUACUUAUCUUCAACAAUGUGGAGAGAGGAGAAAGUACUCAGGUCACAGAGCUGCUGGAGAAGAUAGAGACUGUGGUGCAGAAGAAUGGAGGACAGCACUUCACUAAUGAGAUGUACCAGGAGGCUCAGAGAAAGAGAAUGGAAAAGGAAAUUAAGGACAGGGUGGCUAAUUUGGAAAAGAAG